Messenger RNA from Ceraceosorus guamensis, 673 nucleotides. RefSeq names its product zf-CSL-domain-containing protein. Gene Ontology annotation, biological process: protein histidyl modification to diphthamide. Bases 241 to 522 code for a protein of 93 amino acids. The transcript is spliced from 2 exons. Gene Ontology annotation, molecular function: metal ion binding. The record is from RefSeq and is a predicted model, not a curated record. Lineage: Eukaryota; Fungi; Basidiomycota; Exobasidiomycetes; Ceraceosorales; Ceraceosoraceae.
UGACGGCGCCACGUGGCACCAGGCUUCUCUCCGGCUCACAAUUUCGCGAAUUCUUGAAUUGGUGAGCGGAUUCCACAGAAGGCCAACACGCGAUAAGGGUCUGGAUGAAGCCGUCUUCAGAUUGACCAACAGCUUCGUCUUCGAUCCCCUGCUCGUUCAUCACACUGGCUGUGCGACCGUCGCGCACCUCAGCACUGCAGGCUGUGGUGCUCGCACCAACGAAGCUAGCGUCUUUGCAGCAUGCCCAAGCAAUCAAUCUACGAUGAGGUAGAGCUGGAGGACAUGGUGUACGACGCAGAGAAGGAUUUAUUUCACUAUCCCUGCCCCUGCGGCGACCGCUUCGAGAUCACGAGAGCUCAACUGAAGGAGGCUGAAGAUAUUGCCACCUGUCCUAGCUGCAGCUUGCUGAUUCGGGUAGUCUUUGAUCCCCUCGACUUCGAGGACGACGAUGACAGCGAGGCGCCCGCUUUGCCGGCCCACAGCCCUCUAGAUCAGGUAUCUCAAGUCGCCACCGCGGCUUAGACCCUGCGAUAAAGGUCGGGUUGGGUGCACACGCGCAGGAGUCUGUUGCUCGACCGACUGCAGAGACUGAAAGGUCGCAUGGGGCUCCUGUGGCUCUUCAGCCAUCCGCCGGACUAGCCUCAACAGAGGUGUAGCGGCCUUCAGGCCCGCU